AAAGUUUAUCUUGAGAUUUCAUGGUGUAUAAAAUCAGGAAAAAAAAAGUGGCUAAUCGAAGAGGUCACAAUGGCAGAAUACUCUAUUGUUAAUUGUGUAUAAAAUGCUUCGUAAAGCCAAAAGAAUGUCAUGUCUUCUCUCCCAAACACUACUUCCUUCUUCAGCUGCUAAUUCCAUCUGUAAUUUCAAGCCUACUAUCGCUCCACAUCAUCUUCUUCUUCCGAGGUUGUUGGGUUUAAGACCCAAGAUUGGAUUUUUGGGUUCAGUGAGAGGAAUGGCAACGAAAAUGGAUAGCAUUCAGCAAAACCCUGAGGCCAUUUCGUACCUAAACCAGAAAGAAGCUGCUGAAAUUGAUGAGAUACUUAUGGGUCCUCUUGGUUUCAGUGUUGAUCAACUUAUGGAACUGGCUGGCUUGAGUGUUGCUGCUGCAAUUGCUGAGGUCUACAGACCAAGUGAGUACAGUCGUGUUCUUACUAUUUGCGGUCCUGGUAAUAAUGGCGGUGAUGGUCUUGUAGCUGCUCGUCAUCUAUAUCAUUUUGGCUAUAAACCAUUCAUAUGUUACCCUAAGCGUACUGCUAAGCCUCUUUAUGAUGGCUUGGUAACUCAGCUUGAGUCGCUGUCAGUUCCUUUCUUGUUAUUGGAAGAUUUGCCAAAGGACUUCUCUGACAGCUUUGACAUUCUAGUGGAUGCAAUGUUCGGAUUCUCGUUCCAUGGUAGCCCAAGGCCACCUUUUGAUGACUUAAUCCAGAGACUGGUGGCACUAAAGCUUAAUGGCGAUACACAUCAGAAAUCACCUGCCAUCAUCUCUAUAGAUAUUCCAUCUGGAUGGAAUGUGGAAGAGGGGGAUUUAAGUGGUGAAGGUAUUCAACCUGACAUGCUGGUUUCUCUAACUGCCCCAAAAUUGUGUGCCAAAAGGUUUUCUGGCUCGCACCACUUUUUAGGUGGCAGAUUUGUUCCACCAUCCAUCAGAAACAAAUUUAAUCUUCAAUUACCAGCAUAUCCUGGCACUUCCAUGUGUGUCCGUAUUGGCAAGCCCCCAAAAAUUGACAUAUCAUCUCUGAGGGAGAACUAUAUUUCUCCUGCGUUGCUUGAGGAAGAGGUCGUCGCUGACCCCUUUGAUCAGUUCCAAAAGUGGUUUGAUGAUGCAAUGAUCGCAGGCUUGAAGGAACCAAAUGCCAUGGCCUUGUCAACUACUGGAAAAGAUGGCAAGCCUUCAUCAAGGAUCGUAUUGCUGAAAGGGUUUGACAAGGAUGGUUUUGUCUGGUACACCAAUUAUGAAGGCAGAAAAGGUCAACAAAUAGCUGAAAAUCCUCAUGCCGCACUCCUCUUUUAUUGGGAUGAUUUGAACCGCCAGGUAAGAAUCGAAGGGCCGGUGCAAAAAGUUUCUGAUGAGGAAUCUGAGCAAUAUUUCCACAGUCGUCCUCGGGGAAGUCAGAUUGGUGCCAUAGUUAGCCAGCAGAGCACAGUUAUUCCAGGAAGGCAUGUCCUCCUUGAUGAAUACAAACAGUUGGAGGCAAAAUACUCUGAUGGAAGCGUGAUUCCCAAACCAAAACACUGGGGAGGGUACCGGCUUAAACCUGAAAUGUUUGAAUUUUGGCAAGGACAGAAAUCUCGCUUGCAUGACAGGUUGCGUUACAUCCCGGAAACAGCUGAUGGAAAAACAGUGUGGAGGAUUGAGAGAUUGGCUCCAUGACUUUUGUUGAGAGCAUCUUCAUUAUGAGGAUGCCGAUUUGUUGUACUUCCCUUUUCUCCUCUCCCCGCCUUGUUGAUCAUGAGUGUAUAUUGCGGAGUCGAGGCAACUUUCCAGGCACCAAUAAAGUUUGUUACCAUUUUUAUCAGACUACUGGUUAAUAUUUAUAAUAGAGAUUUACAUUUAAUCACUUUA
Molecule: messenger RNA, 1885 nt
Organism: Solanum pennellii
Lineage: Eukaryota; Viridiplantae; Streptophyta; Magnoliopsida; Solanales; Solanaceae
Product: pyridoxine/pyridoxamine 5'-phosphate oxidase 1, chloroplastic-like
Exons: 14
Coding region: 104-1693 (529 amino acids)
Biological process (GO): pyridoxine biosynthetic process
Molecular function (GO): pyridoxamine phosphate oxidase activity; FMN binding
Source: RefSeq, a predicted model, not a curated record